This is a messenger RNA of Marmota monax (woodchuck), 11793 nucleotides long. It is a transcript of the gene Kcnma1, whose product is annotated as potassium calcium-activated channel subfamily M alpha 1. Bases 171 to 3941 code for a protein of 1256 amino acids. Gene Ontology annotation, molecular function: large conductance calcium-activated potassium channel activity. The transcript is spliced from 31 exons. The record is from RefSeq and is a predicted model, not a curated record. Gene Ontology annotation, biological process: transmembrane transport; potassium ion transport. Lineage: Eukaryota; Metazoa; Chordata; Mammalia; Rodentia; Sciuridae. Gene Ontology annotation, cellular component: postsynaptic membrane.
CCAGGUCGCGCACAGCGCCCCUAGCCCAGGCGCCUCCCCGCCCCCCUCCCAGCGCUUGGCGGCGGCGGCGGUAGCAGUAGCAGCAACAUGGCUGUUGAUGGGUGUUCGGGGUGGCGCUGGCGGCGGGAGGAGCUCCCCCGAGCCCCUGCGCCGGCCGCCCGUUGCUAGCUAUGGCAAAUGGUGGCGGCGGCGGCAGCAGCAGCGGCGGCGGCGGCGGCGGAGGCAGCGGUCUUAGAAUGAGUAGCAAUAUCCACGCGAACCAUCUCAGCCUAGACGCGUCCUCCUCCUCCUCCUCCUCUUCUUCCUCCUCCUCCUCUUCCUCCUCGUCCUCGGUCCACGAGCCCAAGAUGGAUGCGCUCAUCAUCCCGGUGACCAUGGAGGUGCCGUGCGACAGCCGGGGCCAACGCAUGUGGUGGGCUUUCCUGGCCUCCUCCAUGGUGACUUUCUUCGGUGGCCUCUUCAUCAUCUUGCUCUGGCGGACGCUCAAGUACCUGUGGACCGUUUGCUGCCACUGCGGGGGCAAGACGAAGGAGGCCCAGAAGAUUAACAAUGGCUCCACCCAGGCUGAUGGCACUCUCAAGCCAGUGGAUGAGAAAGAGGAGGCGGUGGCAGCCGAGGUCGGCUGGAUGACCUCCGUGAAGGACUGGGCCGGGGUGAUGAUAUCCGCCCAGACGCUGACCGGCAGAGUCCUGGUUGUGUUGGUCUUUGCUCUCAGCAUUGGUGCACUUGUGAUAUACUUCAUAGAUUCGUCAAACCCAAUAGAAUCCUGCCAGAAUUUCUACAAAGAUUUCACAUUGCAGAUCGACAUGGCUUUCAACGUGUUCUUCCUUCUCUACUUUGGCUUGCGGUUUAUUGCAGCCAAUGAUAAGCUGUGGUUCUGGCUGGAAGUGAACUCUGUGGUAGAUUUCUUCACGGUCCCUCCUGUGUUUGUGUCUGUGUACUUAAACAGAAGCUGGCUGGGUUUGAGAUUUUUAAGAGCUCUCAGACUGAUACAGUUUUCAGAAAUUCUGCAGUUUCUGAAUAUCCUUAAAACAAGUAAUUCCAUCAAGCUGGUGAAUCUGCUCUCCAUAUUUAUCAGCACGUGGUUGACUGCAGCCGGCUUCAUCCAUUUGGUGGAGAAUUCAGGGGACCCAUGGGAAAAUUUCCAAAACAACCAGGCUCUUACAUACUGGGAAUGUGUCUACUUACUCAUGGUCACAAUGUCCACUGUUGGUUAUGGGGAUGUUUAUGCAAAAACCACGCUUGGGCGCCUCUUCAUGGUCUUCUUCAUCCUCGGGGGACUGGCCAUGUUUGCCAGCUACGUCCCUGAAAUCAUAGAAUUAAUAGGAAACCGCAAGAAAUACGGGGGCUCCUAUAGCGCGGUUAGUGGAAGAAAGCACAUUGUGGUCUGUGGACACAUCACUCUGGAAAGUGUUUCCAACUUCCUGAAGGACUUUUUGCACAAGGAUCGGGACGAUGUCAACGUGGAGAUCGUCUUUCUUCACAACAUUUCCCCUAACCUGGAGCUUGAAGCUCUAUUCAAACGACAUUUUACUCAGGUGGAAUUUUAUCAGGGUUCAGUCCUCAAUCCGCAUGAUCUUGCAAGAGUCAAGAUAGAGUCAGCAGAUGCGUGUCUCAUCCUUGCCAACAAGUACUGUGCUGACCCAGAUGCAGAAGAUGCCUCCAACAUCAUGAGAGUAAUCUCCAUAAAGAACUACCACCCGAAGAUCAGAAUCAUCACUCAGAUGCUGCAGUAUCACAACAAGGCCCAUCUGCUAAACAUCCCUAGCUGGAAUUGGAAAGAGGGCGAUGACGCAAUCUGUCUCGCGGAGCUGAAGUUGGGUUUCAUAGCCCAGAGCUGCCUGGCUCAAGGCCUCUCCACGAUGCUCGCCAAUCUCUUCUCCAUGAGGUCAUUCAUAAAGAUUGAGGAAGACACAUGGCAGAAAUACUACUUGGAAGGAGUGUCCAAUGAAAUGUACACAGAAUAUCUCUCCAGUGCCUUCGUGGGUCUGUCCUUCCCUACUGUUUGUGAGCUGUGUUUUGUGAAGCUCAAGCUCCUAAUGAUAGCCAUUGAGUACAAGUCCGCCAACCGAGAGAGCCGAAGCCGAAAGCGUAUAUUAAUUAAUCCUGGAAACCACCUUAAGAUCCAAGAAGGUACUUUAGGAUUUUUCAUCGCAAGUGAUGCCAAAGAAGUUAAAAGGGCAUUUUUUUACUGCAAGGCCUGUCAUGAUGACAUCACAGAUCCCAAAAGAAUUAAAAAAUGCGGCUGCAAACGGCUUGAAGAUGAGCAGCCGUCGACGCUAUCACCCAAAAAAAAACAACGCAACGGGGGCAUGAGGAACUCGCCCAACUCCUCGCCAAAGCUGAUGAGGCAUGACCCCUUGUUAAUUCCUGGCAAUGAUCAGAUUGACAACAUGGACUCCAACGUGAAGAAGUAUGACUCUACAGGGAUGUUUCACUGGUGCGCACCCAAGGAGAUCGAGAAAGUCAUCCUGACUCGAAGUGAAGCCGCCAUGACUGUCCUGAGUGGCCAUGUUGUGGUCUGCAUCUUUGGUGAUGUCAGCUCAGCCCUGAUUGGCCUCCGGAACCUGGUGAUGCCACUCCGUGCCAGCAACUUUCAUUACCAUGAGCUCAAGCACAUUGUGUUUGUGGGCUCCAUAGAGUACCUCAAGCGGGAAUGGGAAACGCUUCAUAACUUCCCCAAAGUGUCCAUAUUGCCUGGUACGCCAUUAAGUCGGGCUGAUUUAAGGGCUGUCAACAUCAACCUCUGUGACAUGUGCGUUAUCCUGUCAGCCAAUCAGAAUAAUAUUGAUGAUACUUCGCUGCAGGACAAGGAAUGCAUCUUGGCGUCACUCAACAUCAAAUCUAUGCAGUUUGAUGACAGCAUCGGGGUCUUGCAGGCUAAUUCCCAAGGAUUCACACCUCCAGGAAUGGACAGAUCCUCUCCGGAUAACAGCCCAGUGCACGGGAUGUUACGCCAGCCAUCCAUCACCACUGGGGUCAACAUACCCAUCAUCACUGAACUAGCUAAACCGGGCAAGUUGCCUUUGGUAUCAGUCAAUCAGGAAAAAAACAGUGGAACACACAUUCUAAUGAUAACUGAACUGGUGAAUGAUACUAAUGUUCAGUUUUUGGACCAAGAUGAUGACGAUGACCCCGACACAGAACUGUACCUCACGCAGCCCUUUGCAUGUGGGACAGCAUUUGCCGUCAGCGUCCUGGACUCACUCAUGAGCGCGACGUACUUCAAUGACAAUAUCCUCACCCUGAUAAGGACCCUGGUGACCGGAGGGGCCACGCCAGAGCUCGAGGCUCUUAUUGCUGAGGAGAAUGCACUUCGAGGGGGCUAUAGCACCCCCCAGACGCUGGCCAAUAGGGACCGCUGUCGUGUGGCUCAGUUGGCUCUGCUGGAUGGGCCGUUUGCAGAUUUAGGGGAUGGUGGUUGUUAUGGUGAUCUGUUCUGCAAAGCUCUGAAAACAUAUAAUAUGCUUUGUUUUGGAAUUUACCGGCUCAGAGAUGCCCACCUCAGCACCCCUAGUCAGUGCACGAAGAGGUAUGUCAUCACCAACCCCCCGUAUGAGUUCGAGCUUGUGCCGACGGACCUGAUCUUCUGCUUAAUGCAGUUUGACCACAACGCCGGCCAGUCCCGGGCCAGCCUGUCCCAUUCCUCCCACUCAUCACAGUCCUCCAGCAAGAAGAGCUCCUCUGUUCACUCCAUCCCAUCCACAGCAAACCGGCAGAACCGGCCCAAGUCCAGGGAGUCCCGGGACAAACAGAAUGCAACAAGGAUGAAUAGAAUGGGCCAAGCAGAAAAGAAAUGGUUUACAGAUGAACCGGAUAAUGCCUAUCCCAGAAACAUUCAAAUCAAGCCCAUGAGUACCCACAUGGCUAACCAGAUCAACCAAUAUAAAUCCACAAGCAGCUUGAUUCCUCCAAUCAGAGAAGUUGAAGAUGAAUGUUGACUCCCAGGAGACCAGAACUAUUUUUUUAAAGCCUGACAAACUUCAUAAAUGGUGAUGUGACUUUUCUUCCUCCUACAUGCUGACUCACUGGUGGAGAUGUUAGGAUAAGCAAGAAUUGCAAGAAAAUAAAGUAGAAAGAUCUUUCUCUUUGUCUGCCUUGAAUAUUGCUUCCAUGUAUUUUGGAAAAGAAAAUGAUUUCAUUUAUAAAUGAACAUACUAAAAUAGUCAUGUAUAGCCUCUAGUAUUUUAAAUUAUUUUUAUUUAUUAGAAAGAAAAUAUAUUUUUUCUUUUUUUCCCCAUUGUCAGAUAUCUUCCCUAUAUCAAAACAAUGCAAAAUCAAAAUGAAUGAGUGGCCAGACUCCUUGAUGCCUAUUUCUCUUCUUUCUCUCUUUUUCUUUGAGGAGAAUGAUGGUCACUACCACCAUUAAUUAUAAUUAAAGGGAAUGGAUUAUUAAAACAAUUUUAAAAUGGUCAACAGUGUAUACAUGUAUUUUAGUAAAUCCAGAAAAGAGGACAAAAGAGGGUAGGUAACUACCUGCUCCUCUCCUGGAUGGGUGUGUAUUUGGAUCUGCAUUGACACCAGCUCUUAAUAAAUGGAAACUUAUUUAUUUUCACAAUUGAAAGUAAAAUUUUUGUAGUUUUAGUUUUCCUUCUGUAUUUCUCAUCCCUCUGUUCAUAUAUCUAAAGUGAAGACCUUCUUCCAGCUCUUCUAUGAUUUCCAGAUCAGAUUUAGCCAGCCAAUUAUACUGGGAAGGUUGGGCCUGCCUGGGAUGUGGAAGUUGAGAUUCACUCAAGACAUGGCUCUGUUGGUUGUUCUAAUAGUGGGGACUCCUACACGUUGUUCUGCUUCUCAUUUCAUAUUUCCAAACCACAUGAGCAAGUAAUUUCAACUUUGGGUGCAGCCGGUGAACUUUCUUUCCCACCCUAAGACUCAGAGCUUUUAGCCUGAAAGUUUGUAAACACUAAUGAGCAGUAGUUUCAAAAAUAGAAACUCAGAGGCACUCAUUUUUCUCAUUGAGUAUUUUUUUUUAAAGCCAGAAAAAUUCCAUGACCAAGGAGGCAACUUUUGACCAGAUUUUAAUCUAUUUAUUGGCUUUUCAGAUUUAGUUACUAGGACAAAACACACAAACUUGCUAACAUGAUUUUUAAAAUAACAACAAAAAGGAAAGCAACAAAUGCACUUAACAUAGACUGUUAGAAAAAGGCCUUUGAAAAUUACCAGCAAUGAAAUAAAAUGUAUCAGCCACUGCAAACGGUGGUCAAAGAUUUUUCUAGCCAUCAGAUGCAAUCAUGAUGUCUCAGAGCUCUGCUGUCACUUGCAUGCUCAGUGUCUAGAUGCCACCACCACUGUUCUGUUCCAACAACUCAGCAAGUGUCUCAACUUCAAAAUUAUCCAUCUUGCAUAUGCUCAUCAGGGUCUCUGGAGAAGCAUGAAUGUGAUAGUGAUUUUAAUUUUCUUAAAAAUGUAAACUGUGGACACUUAACCAAAAUAACCAAAAUUUCCUUUAAAGUCCCAUGAUAUCUAUUCCAUUCACUCUGUAGGUCAUGACCCUGUGGUACCUAGUGAUGGUAGUGCAAAUCAGAUCAGAGCAAAGCAAUGAGAUCACAUGAAAACAUAUGUCCACUGAGUACUCCAAUUACCAACGUAGGCAAAAUGAGCUUCCACCUCUGUCCACUCCCUGCAGAGCCAAUCUAGUUGUGCUUCCACGUCGUAGGCAUCGUCCUGCAGUGACUUGUCAGACUGUGGUUACUCUGUUGUCACCUUUCGUAGAAUUAGUUCUAUAAAAGUAUUGUGAAUAUAACGUACGUCCAAUUGGAUUGUUAAAAAACUACUUAUAAUCAAUCACUAGUCAGCAGACUAAAAUGAUGUCAACACACUAUAUCCAGGCUUAUAAACAUUUCCUGGUUUCCAACAGAAGUCAAACAUGUUCCUGGGGACAAUCCCCUGCUAGAUAAUUGACAGCUUUCCUGAAAGCUAGGCCUUCUUUUACAUAAUGAUUUUUGCAAUGGGGUCACCUUAGUACAUUUGCACGUGCACGCUCUUCUUUCCUUCAUGAACCGUAGUGGGCCCUAUUUCACUCUUGUUCCUAAUCACCACCUCUGAAUGUGCUGUAGCUCAUUGGUCUCCUCUGGCAGGCAAGGGUAACCAUUGAAAGAAUCUUCUAUUAGAGGAAUAUGGGGCAGAGUGCUCCAUGUAAUCCCCUCAUCCCUGCCCCUUCAUACCUAGGAAGGCUGGAAACAGAAGUGUAAACUCCACUCUAAGUCAAGUCCCCUUAUGUAUAGAGAUUUGAAUCUAAACUUUAAAAACGAAACAAAACAAAACAAAAAAACCCAUAAUGGCAAAAAUAGCUUCCCACGGUGAAGGGCUCCUUGGUUCAUCAAGCAUCCUCCAAAACCAAGGUGGUAGAAAUACAUUUUCUUCUAAUGUAGAGCAAUAAGUUCAUGCUGUUUCACCUUUAGAUAAUGAAUUGCACUGGGCCAGAAAGCAAAAGCAGGCAUUUCUUUAAAAAAGAGGUAUGGGCAAAAUCUAUAGGUAGUGGCCCCUUGACAAAAAUUGGCACCUGGUAAGUUGAAAGUGAAAUGGAAACAAAAAUAAAAUCUAUAGCAUCCCUAGGGUGCUCAAGGAAAUACCUUGAUUUAUAUGUCUGUUGAGUUCUUUGUCCCUGAGCCCUCAUCCAUCUGUGCUGUGAAAGACUAUCUUGCCACCUACAUCCACCUGAGGCCAGUGGUGAUCUUCUUUGGCAUAGUCUUUGCUAUAGGGAUCUGAUCUCCCAUCCCAGUCCAGGGUUCCAGAAAAGCCAUUUUCUCAAACUAGUACAACUUGGGUUCUUGGUAGUCAGACUCACCAACAGGCUGUUUAUAAAGCAAAAAACCUACCUAGAAGUUCAUCUGAACCAGCAUCACCUUUAUCAUUGAGCGAAUAAUUAUUUUUCUAAGUUAUUUUAUAUUUGAGAAUAUUGUUUUGAACCAAUAUAAAACACAUUAAAUAAGAGUGUGACUAAUGCAUGUUGGGGAACACUCAGGAGUGCCUUCCUCCUAAGAGUUAUGACAUCUUAAGAUAUACUUUAUAAAAAAAGAAAUUGAUGGAAGAACACUUCAAAUAAACAAAGAAUUAUAGCUGCUUGGUUGGGGUUAGAAAGGGGGCAAAUGAGAAUCCAUAUAAAAUUAGGGACAUUUUCAUGUGGGAAGCAAAUGUGUCCUACUGAUAGUCUCAGGGUUCAAGAGCAACAUCUGCAUAAAACUAGUUAUGAACUUUGAAAAUGUAUUUUAAGCUUCCCAAGUCUCAAUGACCUUAAAAUGAAGGUAAUUCAUAGAGAUGGCUCCAAGGUCCUUCUCGGAUCUGAGAGGUCAUGAUCUAAAGUAGGAGUGGGAUCAUAGGAGGGGCUGCCUGUCCUUGUGCAGCCCCUUGGAGUCAAUCUUGUCCAGGGUUGUACAGGGUUGGAUGGUCCAUCCAGCUAUAUCACCCAUGUGGAAUUCCUGACCUGAAGAUAGUAUAUGUUUUCUGCUCUGGACAUAGGCUGGUCAGGUUCAUUCCUAUGCUUUCAGUUUGGAAGACUGUUAGAUUCAAGAUGCAAAAUUAUAAGUUCAAAUUCACCUGAAUUGCAUUGAUCCAAUUGUUCUGCCUGUUUCUAGGGUUGCAUUCUCAAUCUCAUCCCUACCUUCCCUUUCCCUUGGUUCAAGGCCCAGUUUUGACUAAUUCCCUCAUAUCUAGCCCACACCUCCAAUGUCCAGUAUGUAGUUAGAGAUUUGAGACUCCUCCAAUUCCUGACAUUAUGCCUAUUUAUGUUUUCCCAUGUAGAUCUGGGCUUCAGGAAGUAAUCAGUCUUACUCCUCAUUUAAUUUCCUCUGUAUUUGAUUUUUUUCAUUAAUAUACCAAAUAUCUCUUUGUAAUUUUGGUCUGUCAUUUUAAUUGUCAAAGAGAACCUCACUGAAAGAAUGAAAGACUGAGAAGAGGAAGAAAGAUAGAAAGAGAGAAAAAGACUAUUCAUUAAAUUGGGAUGUGAGCCACCUUGACAUGUGUUCAGCUUGGACACUGAAUUUCAGUACAUAAUCUGUCCUUUUCUAUUCUGUUCCUAUAUGUUGCUUUUGUAAUGAUGAUAAAGCCACCAAUCACCAGGGCCCUUGAAAAGUGUUCACUGAUUAGGACUUGACCCACUUUCUUUAGAAAACAAAAUAAAGAGAAUUCACUUUUAAACUUCCUGACAACAGAUUUCCUACCCAUCUCCUAUUCAUGCUGUGUUGCCAAAGAGCAUUUUUCUUCUACCCACCAGAGAUGAUUCAAGAUUUAAAUCCCAUCAUCAUUAAAGGAACUGAUAAGGUCCUUUGACUUUAUUUAUGAGAGAGUCAUAGUUAGAAAUGAUUUCUAGCUGAUCUGUAUUAGUGUGGCCAUGCUGAUUAUUCAAGUAGAGUCCAUCCUGAUUACUUGCUGCCCAUGUAGUACCAGUUGUGAAUAAUUUCACUAUAGUCAUAAAAUAAGACAAUGCAGAGAAAUUUAAAAUUUUAUUUCUCAAUGGACUACAGAAUCUACUUUGUCAUUCUUUCGGUGAACUUGUUUAAACCUUUAUGUGCUCAAAGUUAGCAACCCCUUGAGCCCCACAAUUCUUGAAGGUUUCACAAUAUUGUAGUCCCACAUGGCUAGACUGGAGAAAGAAUUCUGAGUCAGACUAUCUUUACAGAACUUCCUCUUUUGUUGCUUAAUUUUAGCAUGAAAAUGGAUCUGUGACUCUUUAUCUAAAGGGGAAACUCAGGACUUACAUUAAAGAACUGGGAAGAAAGAACAAAAUGAAAGAGGUACAGGCAGUAUUUUAUGGUACCCUGAGCCAAGAGCAUGCAAGUGCUGCCAAGAGCUAGAGCUUGGAUUUGAAGGGAAGAAAAGGUUGCAUUGACCAGUGGGCUUGGAAGAAUGCAAGGAAUAUAAUGUUUGAUGAGCUUUGGAGGUAUUUCAAUGGAAAAUAGGAAACCGGACCGUAAAGACGUAGAUUAUGAGUACUUUUCACAGAGAAGGAUUAAUGGGCUACAGUGCAUUGGUAGGAAUGUGAUUUCAAGACCACUAGCUAGACCACUUUGUCCACACUGAUAAGUGUGUAGGGGAGCUAAUAAAAACUAAAAUGAGACCUGAUGGAAAGGACAAGUAGUUCAAGGACCAAACUAAAAAGUUUAGAGUUUAUUUUAAAAGUCAUAGAGAGCCAAUAAAGGUUUUAAACAAAGAGCCUGUGCAUUGUUUAGGUUGAAAAUUGAGAUGUUGGUUAUGUCUGGAUAUCUCAGAGAAAGUGUGGACUCUGUGGCUCAGCAUUCCCUCAGCAGCAUGAAGUCCUAAGGGCUGUGCAUCCAUACUGAUCACUCACCAUGUGCGCACUCUGCUCCCUGUUGUGGGGCAUAUGAACACAGAUGUCCUGCACUAUUUAAUUAUUAGAAUGUCAGCCACAGAUCCAUGAAAAAAACUAAAGGGAAGGAGUAGGUUUUUACAUAUUUUUAAAAACAUCUUCCAAUUAUACUAUUUUCUGGGCAUUAAUAUAAGAACAUGAGAUAGGCCAUCAACAAAUUGUACAGCAUGAUUAUUAGUCUAGAAGUGCCAGGUAUGGAUUCCUGUUAUUAAAACAUCCUGCCAAGUAAUCAGGUAGCCACUGCUCAGUAACCAUUUAGUAAAUAUUUGGAAAGGAAAUGGGACAGGGCAGUGGGAUGAGUACAGUGUAAGUCCUCCUAUAAUCCAACCUAUACCAGAAACACGUAGAGCCUUUAGAGAUAGCACCACCUUACAGUAAUAGCAGGAGUUAGAACAAGGGAGAUGUGCUAUGGUUUGAAGUGGUUCAGCAAGAAGGGCUUAGGAGUUAGGUCAGUAGAGAGACAGCAUCGCAGGGCUAAAGACAGGACCAUCUGGUAUAUGGUAGUACAGGUGAUGUUAAUCAGUAACAGCUAAUGGAGAUUUAUUGAGUAGCCACCGAUUGUUCAUUGUCUGGUAAAACUUUUAGAGAAAGCUAACACACCUGUCUAACUAGGAACACAAGACACACAUAUAUGAAGAAGAGCAUGUUGCAUAAAACAGGUGUUCUAUAAAUACUUUUUGAAUAUAUGAAAAUAGUGAGCAGUGAAUAUGGUCCUCAGUGAAUAUGGCUGAGGAUGCUUGGCUGGGGUUGCAGGGCUGGGUGUUGGUAUCAGGCUAUAGGUUAUAGGAAAAGGUUUCUUGUGAAAGUAAUGCUUCAUUCAGACCUUAAGGGCAGAGCCAUGCAGAGGACUAGAAAGAAGAAAAGAGGACUGCAAGGGGAAUGACCCAAUGCAGACAUCUGGGAAAUGUGCUGCAUGCAUCCAGAGUAGAAGGGGCAGAGAGCCAUUCAUAAGGGAAGACCCCAUAAGCAGAGGGUGGAGAAGGAGCAGCUGAGGUUGAAGCAGACCUCAUAGAUGUAGGAACCAGGUCCUUACAGAGUCCGAAACAGAAGGAGCUUGGAUGAAUUCUCCAAAAGAGAAAGUAUAGGUUUGGAAGAUCAGUUGGUAGAACUGUUUGGGAGGUGAAACCAUAACUUCAGGGGCUUAAAAAGAGCAAAAUAAACUGAUGUUCUUGGAAUAAGAGAUCUGGUACUCAAGUACCAGGGAAAAGGAAACAAGAGAGAAAAAUUCUGAGAGGCUGAGUCUUUUAUGAGUGCAGAGAUGAGGGGAUUGGAGAUAGUGACUCAGAUGUAAAGUACUCACUGGAAGGAAGGCAGCACCUUUGCUUGUUUGUCUUUAUCUCCAGAGCUUGGCACAAAGCCUGGUCUGGAUGGAAAGACAGCUGGCCACUUUGGGUUACUCUGGACACCUGGGAAAUGGAGGGAGCACAGGACACAUCAGUUGCUGGCACUCUUUUCUGGAGGAUUCAAAACAGAGUGAUCUUGAUGUGGCCCUUCUUUCAUCUCCUAUUCAUGUCACUUCAUUGCUCCUCGUCCCUCCUUGCAGAGUGCACACUGGCAGCUUUAGUUUUAGGGAUGUUAAGACAAAUGCUACAAUCAUCUUGCUUUGAUGGCUUUUCUGAACUGGGAAUAUAAGGAGAGAUGUUUUGGCCAGAUGAAAAAUGACCUUAUUUCUAGGUAAAAUUUAAAUGUAUCCCCUUGAGGACUUCUGUGUUUCCUCUUGUCCUCUACCUUGCUUUUCAGCAGAACAGGGAUGAAAGGGACACCAAAGCUCUCCAAGGCCUGCCUUAGGAUGCACUGCUGGCCCCACGAUAGAUGUCCCUAUGCAUCACACACGCCUGCCAGAGACCCCAGAGCUUCCCUCACGUGGGAUUUAGGGUCACUGUGAGAAGGCAGUUGCAAGGAAAGGAGGCCUGCUAAUAAGGGGGACCAAGCCCCACUUCUACACUAAACCAGAGCCCUGCUGCCCCAGAGCGACUCCUUCUCUCCCCUUCCUUGCACUGAACACGUGUUUGACCAGAACUGCAACAUUUCAAACAUAAAGCAAGAUCUGCCUGGAAAUCCUAAUUAAAAGUGUUCCGCUCCCAAGUGGCACAGUCACAUCCUGCCUAAAGCUUCUGGCCCGCAUCCCACCACCCAGAAAACAUCCCCCCACUUAACCCCAAACCCUGUACUCCAAGUUUCCACAGGGGACAAAGGAGGAAAAAAAAAGGUGCACAUAAGCAGAGGUCAGCCCCCAGGUUCAUUAAGGAAAAAGAGCGUGGCUUAUUCAUCUGUCUUUCACACUUUGAUCGCUGGCAUGAUGAUUGUGGUUAUGAUGAAUUACUAUGACUGAACAGGAAUUGGAGAAGAGAAUAAAUGCUGGUGCUCUGAAAUGACCUGCCCAACUCUGUCAUCUGUAACAACCAGUGAUAACUCUCUCGUCUUGUAAAAAGGGUUUGUACAUAACUUGUACAUGGUUUCAUUUUUGU